Molecule: messenger RNA, 3746 nt
Organism: Anas platyrhynchos (mallard)
Lineage: Eukaryota; Metazoa; Chordata; Aves; Anseriformes; Anatidae
Source: RefSeq, a predicted model, not a curated record
CUGAAAAAAAAAAAAAAAAAAAAGAUUUGUGGAAACUAGGAUCUUCCUGGUAAAGGAGUCACUUAAUGAAUGGUUUUCUCUCAAAGGAAGUUUUGGCAGGAAGCCUUUGGCCAGCUCACUGGGAAAUGGAAGCUGCCUUUGUUACCAGAAAUACAGUUUGGCCACAAAGGGAACAGUUUCUAGAUUGCUGCGCUGCUAGAAGAUUUGAAGAGCAGCGCUGGAUUACUUGGACAGUUUACCUGAAUGAAGUAUAUAAACUUUCAUCAGUCAAGCUUCUUAUCCUACAUUGGAUGGGUAUGUUGGAAAGAAAGUUGAAAGGGCUGAAAACAAAAGAGAUGACUUCAGACCUGAAAUUUUCAUCCUCAUUGACUGAUCAUCUAAAAUUUUCAUUAAGGAGAACCCCAUACAUGGAGGAAGAGUAUUGCCAGCAUGAGUGAACAAGGUUAUGUUGUGGCUCCUCCGUAUUCCCAAUCCCAGCCAAGAGUGGGAGACUUUUCUAAAAGUUUUGGACCACCUAAUUCUUCACUUUGGUAUGGGCAUUAUGACAGUCCCAACUCCUCAUACGCAGCGCCUCAACCAGGUCCUGGCACUACUCCGAGCUCUCACAUAUCUUCCGGGCAUCCAGCAUCUUUUCAGGGUCCACAGCCAACACCUCUGACACAGCAGCAAAUGGCUUUGCCACCUGGUUCCUCCACCAGCAAAUAAUUUCAGUGGCCUUAGUGAUUAACCUUCAUUGCCUACUAUGGCCAGACAAGAUGGGAUCCCUGGAUCUGGCCCCCGGAAUCCUAACUUGCAACAGCUUCCAGGACAGCCUCCAGGGCCUGGAUAUCAUCCUCAGCAAGCGAUGGCAGGAUCUCAUCUGUCUUACCCUAGUGCCUUUCCUGGAGGUCCAGCACAGCUCUCAGGUCCACAGCAGACGAAGCUUGAUCCUGACUCUGUUUCAAGCCCAGAUAACAAGCCUCCAAAUCCACCAGCUUAUAUCUUCGUGAUUGAUGUAUCAUACAGAAAUAUAAACAGUGGCCUAGUUGAACUCUUCAGUGAGGAAAGGAAGACUCUGCUAGAUAAGCUUCCAAGAGAAGAGCAAGAAGAAUCCUCAGCAAUUCGAGUUGGUUUUGUCACUUAUAACAAGGCCAUCCACUUCUUUAAAGUAAAAAGCAACUUAGCUCAGCCUCAGAUGAUGGUGGUCUCAGGUGUUGGAGAAGUUUUUGUUCCUUUGCUGGAUGGUUUCCGUGUUAGCUUUCAGGAAUCACGAUCUGUUGUUAACAACUUGUUGGACCAGAUUCCAGAGAUGUUUGCAGACACUAAUGAGAGCAUAUGCAUUUUAGACACGUUAAUUAAUGUCAAUAUGAUGUCUUUGCAACAGGCUGCAGAAUGUGCUGGAAAAUUGUUUAUCUUCUAUUCUUCAUUGCCAACUGCGGAAGCACCAGGGAAGCUGAGAAACAGAGAUGACAAAAGACUACUCAAUACAGAUAAAGAAAAGACACUCUUCCAGCCUCAAGUAAAUUAUUACAAGACUUUAGCCAGGGAUAGCGUGGCUAAAGGCUGCUGCGUGAAUUUGUUCCUCUUCCCGAAGCAGUACGUGGACAUAGCCUCCCUGGGUCUUGUCACAAUGUACGCUGGAGGAACAUUGUACAACAAUUUCCAGCGCGAUAGCCCCCAGAUCCUCACCGACCUCAGGAAGGACAUAGAAAAAAAGACCAGCUUAGAUGCAAUAAUGAGGGUUUAGACAAGUACAGGCUUUAGGGCUACUGGCUUCUUUGGUGCCAUUUACAUGAACACCACAGAUGUAAAAAUGGCAGCAGUUGACUGUGACAAGGCAGUGACGGUAGAGUUCAAACAUGAUGACAAACUGAAUGAAGACAGCAGCACCUUAAUUCAGUGUGCUCUACACAUCAAUAAGUGGACAAGAAGACUGCGCGUACACAAUAUCCGUUUAAACUGUAGCUCCCAGUUAGCUGACGUCUACAAGCCUUGCGAGACUGACGCACUUAUCAACUUCUUUGCUAAGUCAGCUUUUAAAGCUGUUCUAAGCCAACCUCUGAAGGUGGUCAGAGAGAUCCUGGUCAAUCAGACGGCUCACAUGCUGGCAUGUUGCCACAAGAACUGUGCCAGCCCAUCGGCAGUAAGCCAAGUAAGGACCAACCUGCAUAAGUCAGGCUGUUGCAGCAGAGGAACAACCACCCCUGUAAUGUCAGCAGUGCCAGAAAGGGAAAUUUGAGGACAUGCUUCUCAUUUUUUCAUCUUCUUUCAAGUCUAAUUAAUGGCAGGUUUGAUUCGAUGGUAGCAAUUGCAGCAUGUGGAGGCUGUUGUUCUGGGACAAAUAGCAGUGCCGUUGAGGAAGCUGAUUAUCAUGCUCAUACCAGACCCAUAAGACAGCUGGUUUUCUUCCUGCUGAAAUUAUGUACUAAUUCACAAAAGUUGUCACUUUUUUUUCUUCUUACAUUGUUUAAAACGUUAGUAUUUUGAUUUUUGACAACAGUCUUAAUUGUCAAAGCCGAAAAUGUGAGAAACACUCUGUAGCCAGUAACGUAGGCUCAGGUGAGGAUCUCAGCUGAGAGAGGGCUGAAAGAAUUUUGGUAGAUAAGAUAGGCUAAUGAGCAUGUGAAAGGAAGCCAAAAGAAUUUUAGUAAAUAAGACAGGUAAGGGAUGUGUACUAUAUCUUCCGCUACCUGUUGUGUAAAGAAACUGAGGCAAAAAACUCUGGGAUUCCUCACGAGACACAGUCUCUGAUAGAAAACAGGAAACUGAAACCAAAUCUGCAGUUUAAGCAGAAGCUGAGAAGCUUAUGAGUCUAUGCUGAGAUGAGAAGUCAACCAGCAGUGAUGAGGAAGACUCAGUAAUCUUCAUCUCCACGACCCAGAGCAACCACUACCAGAAAACACUGUGCAAGCGUGGAUAGGAGGAAUCUAUGAAAAUGACUCCCUGGAAUUAAUUUUAAUACAAAGUGGGGAUAGGUCAUGCAUAUGUAUAGGCAUCUCGAGAAAGUUCAUGCAUAUGUAACUCUUCACCACCUAUAACCAAGGCACGUGCUGCGCUGGGGUGCACACGACUUUGGUGGGACUACCCACCGUGCCGCCCGGCGCUGAAUAAACACACCUACUUUGAUUGUGGAGUUUGCUUUCUGCACGUCACAGACACUUUUUAAUUUUUCCUUUUGCAGAGUCUUGCUAUAGACAAAAUUGUCUCCUUUUGCUUACUAAUGACAAUUCUUAAAAUUAUUUUGUGACAGUAAAAUUCUUAAGCAUGUAGCUGCAAAAAAUGCUCUAUAGCACCCUGGUAAAUACAAAAGCACUCUUGUUUUGUUUUUUACAGAAAAUGAACCUUAUAUGCAUCAACCCUUCAAAUGUUAUAAAUUUAUGGGCAAAUUUAUGUUUUUAAUUACUACUAGGGUGCUUUGGUAUUCAGUUUGUAUUAAGCUCUUUUUACCAUUUUGGUUAAAAAAAAAAAAAAAAAAAAAAGGAUAAUCAAAUCUGAUCCCUGAUUACGAACGCUUCCGAAUACUUGUAGAAAAAGCUAAAGAAAAAGCUACCCAAAGCUUCCUGUGUCCUAAUCUCUAACCAAUAAUGCUCCAUAGGCAUUAACAACUCCCAUUUGCCAUAUAUGCCUUCCUUAAAUGCUUAUGCCUCAGCAUGUCUUGCUUUUUAAUAGUAGUCUUAUCUUCUUGUACAUUCUCUGCAGCCUUUGGGAUUUCUAAAUGCUGGUUAGAAAUUGGACACAUCAUCAUUAAAACUGGAAUCAUUCAUGGG